AUCUCUAUUGCCUUCACAGCCAUGGCUGAAUCGGAAUCCAAUUUGGAUCCUUACGAGUUUCUCAAAAUCAAACAAAACCCGGAUGGCUCACUCACCCGAUUUGCUCCGAUUCCAUCAUCACCCGCCACACCCCAACUCACUACCGAUUCCCAACUCGCUCUCUCCAAAGACAUCCCACUCAACCCCACCACCACCACCUGCCUCCGCCUAUUCCGCCCGCCGACAACCACCACGGGGAAAAAAAUCCCAGUCAUCAUCUACUUCCACGGCGGUGGCUUCAUCCUCUUUAGCGCAACCUCUUUUCCCUUCCACAAUUCUUGCUCCGCCGUAUCUGCUCAGUCUCCGGCUCUCGUGAUCUCCGUCGAGUACCGCCUUGCGCCGGAACACCGUCUUCCGGCGGCGUACGACGAUGCUGUGGAGGCGAUAUUGUGGGUGCGUGACCAGGCUCUAGGUAUAGGGAUCAACGGUUGCGACGAAUGGUUGACUGAGCUUGCUGACUUUUCUAAAGUGUACUUAAUGGGAAGUAGCUCUGGUGGAAAUAUCGUCUACAAUGCAGGUCUACGUGCGCUUGAUAUGGAUCUUGAUCCGAUCAAGAUCGUAGGGCUCAUAAUGAACCAACCGUUUUUCGGUGGGGUCAAGCGCACCGAAACAGAGCUUCGGCUAGUAAAUGACCGUAUUGUCCCUUUGACGGCGAAUGAUCUCAUGUGGUCUCUUGCACUGCCUGAAGGCUGUGAACGAGACCACGAAUAUUGUGAUCCAUUACGAGAUCAAGACAAAUCUUAUAACGAAAAGAUCACCCGACUCCCGAAAUGUUUGAUCAAAGGUCAUGGUGGGGACCCAUUGGUGGAUAGACAAAAAGAGUUUGCAAAGAUGUUGGAGGCACGUGGUGUGCACGUGACGAGGAAAUUCGGUGACGAUGGGUAUCAUGGUGUCGAGAUUUUUGAUACCAAGAAGGCACAAGUCUUGUACGAUGAUAUCAAGCGUUUCAUUUGGUGUUUUGAUGAAAAAAAGUCAACUUUAUGAUCGAUGAUUUGAUUUUUAAGUUAAGAUUGUGGAUUUUCUAAUAAGUUUGUGUUUCAUGUAGAUCUGUAUGGAUUUCCGAUAACAGUUACUUGGAUCACAUGUUUUAUAAUAUGUGUGGUGUUG
This is a messenger RNA of Cynara cardunculus var. scolymus (artichoke), 1146 nucleotides long. Its product is annotated as probable carboxylesterase 8. The record is from RefSeq and is a predicted model, not a curated record. NCBI's taxonomy places the organism in Eukaryota, Viridiplantae, Streptophyta, Magnoliopsida, Asterales, Asteraceae. The transcript has a single exon. Gene Ontology annotation, molecular function: hydrolase activity. Bases 22 to 1023 code for a protein of 333 amino acids.